This is a messenger RNA of Pleurotus ostreatus (oyster mushroom), 1182 nucleotides long. RefSeq lists its product as uncharacterized. Bases 1 to 1182 code for a protein of 393 amino acids. The record is from RefSeq and is a predicted model, not a curated record. Lineage: Eukaryota; Fungi; Basidiomycota; Agaricomycetes; Agaricales; Pleurotaceae. The transcript has 6 exons.
AUGACGGAAACUGCUGUCCUGACCUCCUUCAAGCUCAUCGGCCUUCGAGGUCAGAUAGAGUCGCUGAAGUAUGCAGCGUCGAAUGAGCUGCACGAAAUCAUUCAUACACACGAACGGAAGGAAGCCCUAGCCUUGCAGCAUGUUGCAGCAAUGCAAGCGGAAUUCGGAAUCCUAACCAAGGAGCUCCAAGCGCGUUAUCAUGAAGUGCCAUUAGUCCCGGUGAUACAAAGACUUCAUUCCCAGGUUGCCGCAGAACACGGGAUGGCCGCGAGAGGUGCACAGUCACAGGGUCACUCCCAUUUUCAAUGCACACAGAUACCCGAUGUCGAAGCGAGAGUCGUCCAAACGGACUCUCGGCAAACUUUAUCCAAGGGCAUUCAAGUGCGGUGCACUCGAAACGGAGAAACUCAAACAGAGCAUUUGCCAAAGUCGGACAAGAGCGUCCAGCUGCGUUGCAUGCGUACAGGCCAAGCACAGACGGAGGCUCAACCUACAUCUGACAAGAGUGUCCAGCUGCGUUUCAUGCGCACUGGCCAAGCGCAGGCAAAAUCUUCACCACCGUCGCACAUAGUACAAACGCAGACCGAGCCUCCUCAAGCAUCUACGCGCUUAGAGGCCGAGUCCGGUCGUGAGGCUUUGUCCUCGCCGGUUCCUGCUCAGGAAGCUUUGACCCCGAUGACUCCCACAAGAAUGGCGUCAACGUCGGCGUCGACGACUUCGUUCACUUUCAGGAUGACCGGAUCUCCUAGUUGUAGCAUAAUGCGCUCUGGACGACCAAAUUCUCCUCGGAGACCUAGAGAAACCAUUUCUCGCGGAACGUCAAUUGAGCCUGUCGCCGGAGCCCCUGAUGCGGGUAUGAGGAAACGGGGACGUUCUGCCUCGAAUAGCCCCGAAGGGGAUACCCAUGGCAAAAGGCGGAAGCCCAGUGAAGACAGCGGAGAUCUUGAUGACCCAUUUGAAGAUACCCAACCAGAAACACGACCUUUGACAUCGGCAGAUGUGAAGGAACUUACCGCCAAACAGAUAAACCAUUUGCUUGCUGCCCUCAGAAAAGUCGGCGUGAAGUUUCCCAACACAAAGUCACCCAAAGUGGAAACUCGACGCAGGUGGUUGUUCGAUGCCCUCGCCGGUGUCAUACUCCAAAUUGGGAUUUGUAACAUCACCUCGCAAGUUGCAAGUUGA